Messenger RNA from Umbelopsis ramanniana AG, 2032 nucleotides. RefSeq lists its product as uncharacterized. The record is from RefSeq and is a predicted model, not a curated record. Gene Ontology annotation, molecular function: protein binding. Bases 29 to 1804 code for a protein of 591 amino acids. NCBI's taxonomy places the organism in Eukaryota, Fungi, Mucoromycota, Umbelopsidomycetes, Umbelopsidales, Umbelopsidaceae. The transcript is spliced from 7 exons.
CUGAGAAGUCUGUGUUCAGCUGGCCUUCAUGUCUACCGUGUCCUCAAAGAGAUCCAAAAUCCCAUCACGAGUGGAAGCUCUUGAUGCAGCGUCUUCUGCUGGAAGUAGACAACGUCAGAAUAAGAGAGAUGAGGCCAUUCGUAAGAAACUGGAACAGGAGCUUUCCAAGAAGAGAGGAGGCAGCGCUAGAGUUAGACAAUCUGGCAAAAAAAUUGCAGGAACUGUUUCGGCUCUUAGACCGGCCCAAGCUCUGACCGUCAAGGAGAACAUGUUGGUCAUUGAAGCAGCACAGCUCAUGGCUGCAAAGCGGAGCGAUUGCGUUCUGGUCGUCGACGAAGACGAGCACUUGAGUGGUAUUUUUACGGCGAAAGAUCUUGCUUACCGUGUUGUGGCCAACUCCUUGGAUUCCAGAGAGACCAGUGUUGCUGAUAUCAUGACCAAAGGUCCAAUGUGCGUUACCGCCGAUACAUCUGCAACUGACGCACUUAAUUUAAUGGUUUCCCGAGGUUUCCGUCAUUUGCCGGUAUGCAACGAAGAGGGAGAUAUCUUUGGCCUGCUCGAUAUUACAAAAUGCUUGUACGAAGCUUUGGAUAAAAUGGAGCGUGCUUACGGAUCGUCCAAGAAACUAUAUGAUGCACUCCAAGGUGUAGAACGAGAGUGGACCAAUGGCGGCCCUGUUCAAAUUGUUCAACAUAUGGAAAUGCUUAGAGAGAAAAUGUCUUGUCCCGACAUUGCCUCCGUCUUAGAUGGCCAGCCUCCCGUUGAAGUCAAACUCAGAGCAAACGUCAAGGAGAUUGCCCAGCUUAUGAAAGCGCACCAUACCACUGCUGUCCUUGUUAUGGACAAGCAUUCCCUCGCUGGUAUCUUCACAAGCAAGGACGUUGUUCUUCGUGUCAUUGCUGCUGGUUUGAACCCUGAACAAACAUCGGUUGUUCGAGUAAUGACCCCACACCCAGAUACCGCCACACCUGAUACCACUAUUCUAGAAGCCCUUCGAAAAAUGCAUGAUGGGCAUUAUCUCAACCUCCCAAUCCGCGAAGAAAACCAGCCUAUCAUUGGAGUGGUUGAUGUACUAAAAUUGACAUACGCUACCCUGGAACAGAUCAAUAGUAUUCAGGGCGCUGAUAACGAGGGCGGCCCCAUGUGGAACAAGUUUUGGAGUAGCUUUGGAGCAGACAGCGACUCUGCUGUUUCGGAUUCUCAUACAGCUAGUGGACGUUCAAUGGCAGCGAUGGAAUCAUCUUCGUCGCCUCUUCAAGCCUUCCCUGAAAUUACUCCAAAUGAGAGUGCCAGCAUGGUGAACAACGACGAAAUGCGAUCCACUCUGUCUUCUCAAUAUGGAAGCCAAAAUGAUGAUACCUUUGCCUUUAAAUUUUCUUUCAAUGGCAAGACCCAUCGUUUCACAGCCGCCCACAACAGUUACGAUGUACUCCAUGAGAUGAUUCUUCACAAGCUUGAGGACGAUCAUGACUCACCAAGUCAACUUGCGAUAUCGUUUGAGGAUGAUGAAAAGGACAAGGUGUUGAUUACAUCGGAUGCUGACUUACGGGACGCCGUUCAACUUGCUCGUAAACAAGGCCACGAUCGUGUUCGAUUAUAUGUCAGAGAAAAGGAUGUAAAAUCUAUCAACGUACCCAAGCCCGAUACCACCGAUGCUGAGCGAGUAGAUGUCAGCCCCCGCAAACACAACCGUGACGCGAAUAAGAAAAGCCAGACCGACCUUAUUCUUCCAGCUGCCAUUGUUGGACUCGGUAUUGUUAUCAUUGCUGCCUUUGCUGUCAGCCGUCUCAAUCAGCGUCAAUAGAUGCAACUUGUCGUUAUUUUUAUGUUAUGUUGAAACCCCCCAAAAGAAGAACCAUCCAUGUAAACUUCUUUGGUUUUCUGACAUGCCUUCUUUUCAUUUCUUUAUAAUCGAUCCAGUCCCACAUAUGCUAUGCUUCCUGUUUCAUAUCAUGUACUUAGCGAUUUACCCCCCAGUGAAUUGUAAUAAAUUUCUAUAAAUCCCAUGUUGAUCACACACUUAUUGUUCAUG